CCGAUUUCCAUGAAAAAACAUGUGAUCGGUGAUCGCCGAUCACAUGUUUUUUUGCCGAUCGCAAAAUCCGAUCACUUAUAUUACAUACUUUGCAGCCUACAAUGGUGCUGUUUGCGUGUGCAGUGACGUAGCUUCCGCUUUCCUCCUCACUGAACAUGUGCGCAAAUCCAAAAUAAACAUGUCCGCCGUGUGGAAGUUUUACACUGUGUGUGACAGUGACAUCAAGUUUGCAUCCUGUAACACUUGCGACGGAAAAAUUCCUCGUGGGGGAAGCACGGCAAAAACUUUCAACACUACGAAUUUAAUCCGACAUUUAAAAAACAAUCACUUGGCGGAGUAUGGUGAGUUUACGAGACUCGCUGCACAGAGUGAGAAGAAGACACCUGGAGCAGCCAGGGCGCAGUUAAGACAAACAACAAUUGCUAAUGCUCGUCCGUAUGAACGUGACAGUCAGAAGGCUAAGCUAAUUACUACCAAAAUAAUGGAAUUCAUCGGGCUGGAUGACCAGCCAUUUUCAGUUGUUGAAGACACUGGGUUUCGCCGACUGCUUUCACACUUGGAGCCUCGCUACUUGCUACCUGGACGUAAAUACUUCAUGGACGUAGCCCUUCCGGAGCUCCAUCAGACUGUGUACGCUCACAUUGAACGUCUCCUGAAAGAAGGUCUCUCCUCCUCCGUAAGUUUUACGACGGACAUAUGGAGCUCGGAUGUCAGUCCUGUCUCGUUGCUGAGUUUAACAGCUCACUGGAUCGACUCAGAUUUUCAUCUCCAUAAAGCUGUUCUGCAUGCCCAGGAGUUUUCUGGCUCCCAUACUGCUGUAGCUUUAGCAGCCACAUUUGAGAAAAUGUUUGAAACAUGGCAUAUUCCGAAAGACAAAGUGCACGUGAUACUGAGAGAUAAUGCCAGAAACAUGGUGAAAGGCAUGACAGAUGCUGGGUUACCAAGUUUGGGGUGUAUGGCUCACACCCUGCAGCUAGCUAUUCACGAGGCAGUGUUGUCUCAGCGCAGUAUAAGUGACAUUAUUGCCAAAGGAAGACGCAUUGUAGGGCAUUUCAGGCAUUCGCCAUUAGCAUAUGCAAGACUUCAGAGUGUACAGCAACAACUCGGCCAGCCCACCAAAAGACUGCAACAAGAUGUUAGCACGAGGUGGAAUAGCACUUAUUAUAUGCUCGUCAGUCUCCUUGAGCAAAAGCGAGCACUGGGUGUUUAUGCAGCUGACCAUGAGUUGCCUGCUACCUUUACAACUUCUCAGUGGGAAUUGAUUGAAAACCUAACAACACUCCUACAACCGUUUGAAGAGCUAACGAAGGAAAUAUCAUCAUCAAAUGCAUCUGCUGCUGAUGUCAUACCUGCUGUGAUGGUUUUGAAGCGCCUCCUUGCCAAAGAGACUGCAGCAGGUCAUGGUGUGAAGACAACUAAGGACACAUUGCUGGAAGCUGUCACCAGAAGAUUUGCUGACAUUGAAGAAGAGCCCCUCUACAGUUUGGCAACACUCAUAGACCCAAGGUACAAAGACAGAUUUUACUCUGAAGACUUGAAGACCAACACACACAGACUGCUUGUUGGUCUGAUGACACAAGCCACUCAGAGGAGCCCAAAACAAAGACCUGAAGCUGACAGCACAGGGGAACCAGCAGAGAAGGUGCCGAGACCAGGGUCCUUGUCUUCAGUGUUUGGUGAAAUCUUGGGAGAAGAAUCCAGGCACCAGGUUCUCACAGAAAAUGCAACACCAUCAGAAAUGAUCAUCUACCUCUCAGAGCCAACCAUCUCUCGUAGUGCAUCACCAUUGGAAUACUGGAAAGCUAACAAGGAACGCUUUCCAGGGCUUGCUAGUGUAGCAAGAGCAUACUUAUCUGCCCCUUGCACAAGUGUGGAGAGUGAGCGACUAUUUAGCGCUGCAUCCAACAUUGUGGAUGAACACAGGAAUAGACUCAUGCCUGAAAAAGCGGAGAUGCUUCUCUUUAUUAAAAAGAAUCUUCCCACAAUGCUCAACAAGUAAUACGUAUUUACAACAGCAUGUGUUAAGGCUGUUCAACGUUUCUGCCUGUUCAAAGCAAAUGCACUUUAAAUUCACUUGUGAUAUUUUCUGUUUCAUGGUCUUUAAGACCACAUUAAUGUUGUUCAGGUGGCAGAUGGUUAUUCAUUUUACAUAUAAAGCAGCAGGCCCAUUGUAGGUUUUUUUUUUAUUCAUAAAAGGUAAACAGUUUUUUUCUUUUCAGAACAUGUAACUCAUGCACAAAACAGUAAGCUCUUCUCUCAGCUAGUAACCUGUCUAUGACUGUAAAUGUUUCCUUUUUUACUUGACAUUUUAUCCUGGUAAUGUUAAGGUUUUUUUAUUUUUUUAAUUUCUGCAUCAUUUCCUGUUCAAAGGGAAAGCACUUUAAUUUCAUUUGGCCUGUUUUCUGUUUCAGAGUCUUUAAGGCCACAGUAAUGUUGUUUAGGUAGCAGAUGGGUUAUUUAUUUAUUUUACUAUACAUAUAAAGCAGCAGACCCAUAGUAUUUAUUUUAUAAAUUUAAAAAAGGUAAGCAGUUUUUUCUUUGCAGAACAGAGGUUACUCAUGCACAAAAUAGUAAGCUGUGCUCUCAGGUAGUUCUGAUUUAAUUAGUUAACUCAAAUGCAACCUGCCUAUGACUGUGAAUGUUUCCUUUUUGACUUGACAUUUUAUAUGGGCAAUGCUAAGUUUUUAGUUUUGUUUCUUUUAAUAUCUGCAUUAUUAAGCCUGUAGGGAGCCUUAAAUCUGUUUUCAGUCUGUUAACAAUAGUAUUACUAAUUAGAAUUUACUACUAUUGACUGAGUAGUUCAUUUAUUGUGCCUUAAAGUGUUUUGUAUUUUUUCUCUUGGAAAACGUAAAUAAAAUGUUUUGUUUUUC
Messenger RNA from Melanotaenia boesemani (Boeseman's rainbowfish), 2870 nucleotides. Its product is annotated as zinc finger BED domain-containing protein 4-like. Lineage: Eukaryota; Metazoa; Chordata; Actinopteri; Atheriniformes; Melanotaeniidae. Bases 44 to 1999 code for a protein of 651 amino acids. Gene Ontology annotation, molecular function: protein dimerization activity; DNA binding. The record is from RefSeq and is a predicted model, not a curated record. The transcript is spliced from 2 exons.